AUGCGACUGCUAAAUACAACGACACUUCGGCUCGCCGACUUCGUCGGGAAGGCUCCCCCAUACGCGAUCCUUUCACACACGUGGGGAGAUGAAGAGGUUCUCUUCGCCGAUGUCAGCAACCCAGCCAUCCCAAAAGCAGGAUGGUCCAAGGUCCGGAGCUCUUGUAACUUGGCACGGAAUUUGGGGCAUACUUGGAUUUGGAUCGAUACGUGCUGUAUCGAUAAGUCCAGCAGCGCCGAGUUAUCCGAGGCGAUCAACUCGAUGUUCAAGUUUUACCAAAAGGCAGUCAUAUGCAUAGCCUACCUUUCAGACAUCAUGUAUCCGGAUUCAAAGACGGAUAUACCCAAGGACAUUCCCAAAAGUCGCUGGUUCACACGUGGAUGGACUCUGCAGGAGCUCCUAGCGCCCAGGAACCUCGACUUUUACUCAUCGGACUGGAAACUCCUGGGAUCUCGUUCAGAAUUUCGAGACUUAAUUUCCCGGGUGACUGGCAUUGGGCGAAGCUUCAUUGGUGGAGGAGAUAAUCACACUGUGCGUCUGGCGACGGCGAGCGUGGCGGAGCGAAUGUCUUGGGCUUCUAAGAGAAGAACUACCCGUCCAGAAGAUAUUGCCUACUGUUUGCUCGGCAUCUUCGGCAUCAACAUGCCGCUGAUCUACGGAGAAGGCGACAAAGCCUUCAGGCGACUCCAGCAGGCUAUACUCUACGAAAUUGAUGAUCCAUCCAUUUUCGCAUGGGGUUACAAGCAAGCCGGCGUGCCGGCAACGACCCUCUCGAGAUGGACAUCACCCCUCAUUGCUGGACAUCCGUCCUGGUUCAGGGAAUCAGGAGACAUUGUGCCGUUCUUCACAGCCGACGAAGCAAUGCUUACGUUGCAUGCUGGCAUUGGAGUCACAAUUACAACUCCCCUCAUGCAGGAACUAUCGCUCCCAAGACCACACCAACAACCACACCAAUUUCCGCGGAGCCUGGAUGGUGAUAAGACUCUACCCUAUGGGGCAGCGUGUAUGCCUGAGCACACGCAAAAGGGCAUGGAGAUCUUGCUGGCGCCUUUGAAAUGUCGACGAAAGAGCGAUCACUUCAAUUGCAUUGCAAUACCUCUUUGCAAGGCCACGAUUAAAAAGUCGGUUUUUGAUAAUCACGUGUCCUUCUCGUGCUAUCGGGUUUCCCAUGCAAUCUUUUAUGCUCCCAGGAGUGUGUGGAUGCCGGAGAAUUUGUGCAAGCCUUUGAUACACUUUCAGAGCAACUUCGACAAGGAAAGUAUGAGCGGCAAGAAUGAGAAUGGCUGCAUCAUUCGAACUCUACCUCACGGAUACAGUCUUGCCUCCCACUACUAUAGCACGUCGAACAUUCUCAACCCAGGACCCCACAAACUGCCAAACAUCAUCCCAACAGACCAAGGACACUGGAAUUUAAUCAAGCUUGAGGGGAAAUCACCGCCGAGUCUUGCACUUGUGGUUGCUGGACCGAGAGCUUACACCGCAUUUCUGCCGUCGCCCUCUGCCACGGAAGACGUCCCAUACAUGACGUCUAACCGGCCUCUGGCGGCAGAGGCUGUUAUGAAUGAAAUAUACUCAUUACGCCCUUCCGAAACUUUCAAAGUUAGCGUCACUCAGUCUGCAGCUUACGGUUCAUUCAUUUGGCUUGUGGAUGUCGUAGACCUACAAGGAGCCAACACAUCAAUGGAGACUGAUGCUCUUACAGGGGCCUUUGCACCUAUUCGGCCUUGGUCUCCUAUAGACAGAAACGACGCAGACGAAAGGGUCCAAAGCCAUAGUCUACGCUCUUCAUCAUACUCAACAGAUCUCAGUUCCUUGAGAAUUAAGGCGCGGAAUAAUAGUAGCUGCGAAGCUGUUGGGGGUCUAACUCCACCUUCCGACGGGACGUACGAUUCACAAGAACUAUGA
Colletotrichum siamense is the source of this 1905-nucleotide messenger RNA. It is a transcript of the gene HET-E1-6, whose product is annotated as Vegetative incompatibility protein HET-E-1. The record is from RefSeq and is a predicted model, not a curated record. The coding region runs from base 1 to 1905 and encodes 634 amino acids. Lineage: Eukaryota; Fungi; Ascomycota; Sordariomycetes; Glomerellales; Glomerellaceae. The transcript has a single exon.